This is a messenger RNA of Sitophilus oryzae (rice weevil), 4485 nucleotides long. RefSeq names its product serine/threonine-protein kinase Warts (gene wts). Gene Ontology annotation, molecular function: protein serine/threonine kinase activity; ATP binding; protein binding. The coding region runs from base 493 to 3768 and encodes 1091 amino acids. Lineage: Eukaryota; Metazoa; Arthropoda; Insecta; Coleoptera; Curculionidae. The record is from RefSeq and is a predicted model, not a curated record. The transcript has 18 exons. Gene Ontology annotation, biological process: peptidyl-serine phosphorylation; G1/S transition of mitotic cell cycle; regulation of organ growth.
GUGUGAAAUGGCUGACAUCUAAAUACCGAGAGGUUUUCUUUGUUUUACUUCGAUAUUUUCUACGUUAAAUCCUUCCGCGAGUGGAAAAUAUUGUUAAUUUUAUAGGAUAUGUUAAUUAAAAGUCACAGGCAGUGCGCGUAGUUAAUUUAGUGCAUGAGAUCGCGACCACAAUACAUUUCGUUCAUACAGGUUUGACACAAAAACCUGUCAAUUCUUCGACCAGCAGAUUAUAAUUUAUUUUCGCAUUUUCCGAAGGUAAUUGAUAUUUUCCUAUAGAAUUUUCGUUUAAAACGGCGUAAAAUAUAAAAGGCUACGAUAUUUCGACAAUUCCCGAUGCGAAAUUAAAGCGAUUUUGUUGGAAUGCGAUACAGAAACUUUGAUUUGUAUUUAGAAAAGAAGAACAUAUCAGAAUCAAAUUCUGGAAUGAUAUAGUGUCAUAAUUUAAGAUGAAUAUUUUCAAUAUGAAUGUAAAACUGUAGUGUAAGGCUGAGCAUGGGACAAGCGCCUCGGUCUAUCGACAUGAAUCAAAACACCUCAGCCCGGUCUCCGGGCUACCAUCAAAAGGCUAUGGAAGAGAUUCAAAAUUCUCUGAGGCCUUUUGCGAAGAGUGGUAGUGAAGUUUUAGGAUCUAGUGCAGCAAGUACAAUAUCAAAUUUCUCAGCUACAAGUGGAAUUAGUUCUAUGAGCUCUACGUCAGGUUCGAAUGGUGAUAAUGGUAAAGAUCACUUACAGAUUCGACAUGCGUUGGCUCAGUUAAUAAGUAUGGGGUAUUCAGAGGAGUCAGCUAUGAGAGCCCUGCAAUUGGCCAAUGGCCGCGUGGAACUGGCCUUGGAUUACUUGGGCAAACAGUUUUCUGACCCAACAGGCAAACCCAGCGCUGGCUAUACCAAGCUUAUUCGCAAGCCCAGCAUCGAAAGGGAGUUGGUAUUACCCAGAGGAAGUCCAGCCUUGGACUCUGGUGCUGGAAGUUCACGUUCGGACAGUCCAAGAAUGCCAGACAUCCAUUCAUCAAGAUACUCGCCCAGCUUCGCCCAGGAACCGCCUCCCCCGCCUCCUCCUCGAACCACGCCUCCUCCGCCACCUCCCCACGUAGGCGCGUCCUACCAGCAGCAGGUGCCGAGCAACGUGCAGCAGAUGUUUAAGCGGAUGUCGCCAGCGCCACCGGUGGUACCAGCCAGGGCUCCUCAGGUGGCCACUACCAGUGCUGGAGCUUACGGUGGUGGAGGGCAAAGAGGGACUAGUCCUGUGGGAGGGGGAGGAUCCAGCAGGCAGCCGAUGGUGGUGCAAAACGGGCCGCAGGUACAACAGCAACUCUCACAACAAAUGCAAGCUCUGAGCAUCUACACCAAUAGCAGCGUGAACGCCUCUGAACCUCCUCCGCCUUACCCACUGAUCAGCACAGGUCCUGGAUCUGCUCCCCCUCCGCCUAGUUACUCCGUUUCAAUUCAGAACAGGCAGAGCCCUACGCAGGAUUUCAGAAAGAGCCCUUCAUCUGGGAUCUACUCUGGAUCUACAUCUGCAGGUUCGCCUAGUCCUGUGCCUGUUUCUACUGCCACCACACCUACGCCAAUGGCUAGGCCUACGCCACUGCAAGCUUGGGGUGCCAGGCAAGCUGUGUCGCAGCCCCCUAUAAUUAUGCAGUCUGUCAAAAGUACCCAAGUCCAAAAGCCAGUACUGCAGACUGCGACAGCUCCUCCCAUACCUGCUACACCAAAUGGCCAAACCACGCCCCCGGCCACUUCUGCCCCGCCACCCUCCUACACAGCUUCCAUCCAGCAGAAGGCGUAUACGAACGGAGGCGGAGCUUCUGGCAAGCCGGCCGCGCCCCUUCCAGGCGGGGUCUGCUCUAAUCAGGGCGCGGUUAACGUGCCCACUACGGAACCGCCCAGCUACGCGAGUAGCAUGCAGGCCAAAGCCAAGGCUACAAGGGCUCAUCCACCAUUGCCACCAUUACCGUACCCAGACGACACUCAUACAACUUUCACUACUCAAUCUCACUCGCAUCCCCCACUCCAAAGAAAGUUCUCCCCUGCUGUAAGCGGGGCCAACGAGUGCUGCAGGGCGGAUAGUCCUCAUUCGACAGGAUCGAGCGAGGGAAGGAGUCUGUAUCCCACGGACAACGGAGCACCGCCUUUACCACCUACCGCAUCAACGUCGGUGAAACCCAAUCCUAAUAACAACAACAAUCAUGUAUGUAUUAAUGGAAAUUCAUCGUCAGAGAGCAACGGUAGUAAGAAUUCUGCAGAGGGACCACCACAGUUGCCGCCUUAUGCAAAAAUAAAACACCAGUCUCCUAUACCGGAAAGGAAGAAGAUCAGCAAGGAAAAAGAGGAAGAAAGAAGAGAUGGUAAAGUGAAGAACUACUCUCCACAAGCGUUCAAGUUCUUCAUGGAACAACAUAUAGAAAACGUGAUAAAGUCCUACAGUCAGCGAAUGUUCAGAAGGAUGCAGUUAGAGAAAGAAAUGGUUAAAAUCGGUUUGAGUCCAGAAGCUCAACAGCAAAUGCGAAAAAUGCUGUCUCAAAAGGAAUCAAACUAUAUUCGUUUGAAAAGAGCCAAAAUGGACAAAAGUAUGUUUGUUACCAUCAAACCCAUAGGCGUAGGUGCUUUUGGAGAGGUUACUUUAGUGAGAAAAAUCGACACCAACCAUCUGUAUGCCAUGAAGACCUUGAGAAAAGCGGAUGUCUUGAAACGUAAUCAGGUUGCCCAUGUGAAAGCUGAACGAGAUAUAUUGGCUGAAGCUGACAAUGAAUGGGUUGUCAAACUGUAUUAUUCUUUCCAAGACAGUGACAUUUUGUAUUUUGUUAUGGACUAUAUACCUGGAGGUGACCUAAUGUCACUAUUAAUCAAAUUAGGAAUUUUUGAAGAAAGGCUAGCAAGGUUUUAUAUCGCAGAGUUGACUUGCGCAGUUGAGAGCGUUCACAAGAUGGGAUUUAUUCACAGGGAUAUCAAACCAGAUAAUAUUCUCAUAGACAAAGAUGGUCAUAUUAAAUUGACUGAUUUUGGGUUGUGUACAGGUUUCAGGUGGACGCAUAAUUCAAAAUAUUAUCAACCAAAUGGAGAUCAUAGUAGACAAGACUCGAUGGACCCCAUAGAUGACUGGAGCGAAGAGUGCAAAUGUAAAGUCUUGAAACCGUUAGAAAGACGAAGAAGGAGGGAACAUCGAUGUUUGGCGCACUCUCUGGUCGGAACGCCGAACUAUAUCGCUCCUGAGGUGCUACAACGUAAAGGCUACACCUGCGUUUGUGAUUGGUGGAGCGUCGGUGUUAUUUUGUACGAGAUGUUGGUCGGUCAGCCUCCGUUUUUAGCCAAUAGUCCAGCAGAAACGCAACACAAAGUUAUAAAUUGGGAAACAACUCUACAAAUACCCAAGCAAGCAAACUUGUCUGAAGAUGCCACAGAUCUGAUAUUGAAGUUAUGCUGUAGUGCAGAGAAGAGGUUAGGAAAGAAUGCAUCUGAGGUCAAGAAUCAUCUUUUUUUCAAAGAGAUUGACUUUGAAAAGGGCCUAAGAAGACAACCUGCACCAUACAAGCCCAAAAUCGACUAUCCUACAGACACUUCCAAUUUCGAUCCUAUAGAUCCCGAUAGAUUGAGGAACAGCACUUCAAUAGAUUCAUCUAAUUCAGAUGACAUAACAGAUAACUCAAAAUUGUUUCACGGAUUCUUUGAGUUCACAUUUAGGCGAUUUUUUGAUGACGGAGGCGUAUCGGCGCUCAACAAAAUCAACUUGGACGACAACGAAAACCAAGGAGGUCCAGUCUACGUAUGACGACACAGAUAACCAACAGUCGUCCCUUAUAUACGUCAUCGUGAGGGUUGGAAGCCCUAUAAAACAGAUAGAGAGGUAUAUUUGAAUGUGUAUGCGUUAUCCUUUUUUGACCAUAACCUCUCUACUACAUAUUUUUUGUUUGUUUUUUUCGAUAGAAUUUUGAUUUCCUCGAAAAUUCGGCCAAAAGAAUUUAAAAAAGCGGUAUAUUUGAUGGAAGAACAGUUUUAACUGUGGCGAAAUAAAAGUUAAAUGGUGCGCAAUAUCUUAGAGAAUCAGAUCUAUAAUAUAAUUAAUUGUUAAUGUAUAUCCGAGUUGUUGGGUACGCUGUUGUGUUUUUUCCUUGCAAUAUUUUACGGUUCAUUAAAAAAAUAAUUGGAAUAAUAUAGGGUGUGCCAAAAAGUCUGCAACAUAUGGGAAUUUUUUAUUGUUUUUCACCAACACCACCACCCACCCCACGCCCACAACCGGCCCCACACCCACAACGCAUUCCCGACUUCCCCCCGUAUUCCCUAUGCCACUCCGUGACGAACAUCUCUCACACAAUAAGAAACCUACCACGCUACCACACCCCGCUCCACACCAUGCUACCUAUAAACACCACCACCCACCCCACGCCCACAACCGGCCCCACACCCACAACGCAUUCCCGACUUCUCCCCGUAUUCCCUAUGCCACUCCGUGACGAACAUCUCUCACACAAUAAGAAACCUACCACGC